Molecule: messenger RNA, 2796 nt
Organism: Rasamsonia emersonii CBS 393.64
Lineage: Eukaryota; Fungi; Ascomycota; Eurotiomycetes; Eurotiales; Trichocomaceae
Exons: 4
Coding region: 1-2796 (931 amino acids)
Source: RefSeq, a predicted model, not a curated record
AUGCCGACUCUUCAAAAUCUAAUCUGCCAUGUCGAACAGAUAGGUACAGAGAAAAGUCCAUUUAAUGAAUACGCGGUCUCCUACGGAGAUAGGGUCGUAGAGAGUUAUAUCGCAGUUCCUCCCGGCUCAACACCCUUUGCUAUCAGUUUGAAGUCGAAUUGUUUCAUCUUUGAAGGCUUGUCAAUGUUUGUCUUUAUCGAUGGGUUGUACCAAUGUAACCGCAACAGAUGUGGCCUUUCACUUCCUGAUGCGUGUGCUGUUACUUCUGACGCCUCCCAACGAAGAGCCUCUGUGGAGUUCAGAGUCCGCCAGAAGGAGGAGUAUCUCCCAACAGGCGAGUGCGUGGGCAAGGCGUGGAGUUUUGCGCCUCUCGAUACUGCUUUGAUUAUAGCUAGAGCUUACGCUUCAUCCGUAGUGCAUACUACAUCUUGCGCUAGCCCCGAGACAUCGAGCUGCUCUAAUCACCUUGGAUCGAUCGAGGUCUACGUACUACGAUGCUUUCACCGCAGAAACAGCCAAGAGUCUCUAUUUGACGCCAUCUCAGACGGGUCUUUGUCGCCAGAGUCCGCGACAUCUCCUCUAGACUGCAGCCCACUGGUCUGUCAAAGUAUGAGCGGAGCUACGACUGGGUUGGAAAAUAAAAUCCGAUCGCCGCCUGAAGAUCUCCUUCCAAAUGUCGGAAGUAAAUACAGAUUGGCUAAUCGGAGGACGACACUUGAUGGAUCGAAGGAUAGUGUAAUCUCCAGGCCAGAAUACAGCUAUGGCAAAGGAGAGCACCGAUAUCGACAAGAGGCGAGAGUAUCUGCUUUGAGUCCACCAAUAGGACCGUGUGAGUACAACAUACAACAUAUAGCCGCACAAGGAACUGGAAAGAACAGUCGGCAUGACCCAGAUUUGCGCCAACACAAACAGCAAUCUCUCUCGCUACUAAACGAGCAGAACUCUUGCCCUCCAAGGUUUAAGCACAAUGCACUGGAAGCUCAAGGUAAUAUUGACCAGUGCAUGGUCGAUUCGUCCAUAAGGACUUCAGUUGAUAUUCAUUCUUUCGAAACUCCAGCUCGUAUGGACAUUUGCAAGUUUACUUGUUCUGAAAUGCUCAAUGUUACAAGCACAGAUCGCAUACAAUACAGCAAGGAGCUUAGGGCUAAUAACGACAUAGAGGAGUAUUGUUACAUAAUCUCACCUAACUUGCGAAUACAGCCCACUGGCCAGUGGCAUCAUCAUGAUUCUCUCAACUCGUGUGACUAUGGAAGAGAGAACAAUCGAGCAAAUGGCAAUCAAGGCCUCUCAAAAACAAGGGGUCAACAGUCAUCCAUAUUAGAAGAGUCGAAAUACAACCACCGGCAAACGGCUUGGGCUGCUAAGAGCAUUGGAGAGAGCAUCUCGGUCGAAUUCCACAAAGGUCAAAAUCAUAACCGCUUUCCUCAUGGCCAUAUGAGAGAAGAGGCCAGCUGGCAGUCUGAAAAGAACGGCAGCAGUCCCACGAAAACAGACGGAGAGUGGGAUACAUCAGAUGAGGAAGAGAAUCAAAAUUUUAAUCCCCAAGAUGCCAAAAGAAAGGGAAAUAAUACAGAUAAUGAAAAAAUGAUUGAGAAUGAGUGGGAUGCUGAAUAUACCGAGACACAAAUCACAUCAAAGACGCAGGAUAGCUGGGAGACUACCCUACCACUAAUUGGUGACGCAGUGUUACAUGACACGUGUAAGAGAACCAAAGUGGAUGAUCAAUACGAUAUCAAGAUUGGGAAUUGGCUACCUUCCCAUUCCAGUGGAACACCUGGCGAUGGGAUUCCCAGGGACCGGCAUCCUGGGGAUUCAGCCAGGUCAGCAGAGGAAGUUCGCGCGUUUCUUGAUUUUCCAGUGAGAAAUCAGGACAAGAACAGAUAUGGAACGGUAAGUCCUGAAAGAAUCGACACUCGAUCUUUGCUUCAUGAACCUCCAUUCAAUGGAGGAAAAGGGCUUAAAGUUCAAGAAAAUCUAUGUUCUCAGCCACCUCAUUUGACUGGUAUCACACCCAAAGACUCUCCCGGUCUCAGACCCUCUUCCAGCGAACAAAAUCGUAUGAAUGGGCAUUUCUCGUCUUCGUCACAUAUUCCUGGGUUGCAUUUUUCGUCAUAUCGUGUUCAGCUGGGAAGCGCAGAAAGGUAUAUUCAUAACACAGCGAAUCCAAAGUACAUCGAUACCCUGCAGGAACCAUUCGCAAAGUUUGUAUUCAAAUACAGAGAAAAAAUUGCUGAUAGAGCUUUAGGAAUCAUCGAAAAGAUGUUUGGCACAAACAAGGGAGAUAUCAGCAAUGAGAGCAAAGAGCUAGAAGCUCUAUCAAAAACUGAGCUUAUAGCACGACUUUUGCAUACUGAGGGGCUCCUUGAACAGCAGACAUUUCCUGGGAACAAUCAUCACAAGAAUGAGAUGCACAUCAGUUGUAAGACAGAUGGACUCGAGACAGAAAGGUCAGGCUCCCUAAGCGACAUGAGAACAGGUGAUCCUUCUUCAAGCGAUCCUUGGGUGACUGGUCUGGGCAAUACAGGUGGAUUACACAUAUACUCCACAGAUAUUGCUCAUCAAGCUGAAGAGCAGUCCUUAUUGAAUGGCAAAUGCAUGAAUAUCAAGAAUACUGAUCCUGAAGAUUGUGGCACUUCAGAUAAUAAAACUGAAUGGAUAGACAAUCAUGAUGAUCAGCAACACAGGGAGUGGGAGUGUGGUGAGAUUAGGGAAGGUGGACAAAGUGGUGGAGACAAUACCAAGCAUGGUGGUCAUGCAUGCCCAAAAGAAGUGACUAAUGACAAGGCAGACUGGUAG